CGUACCUUUUAGGCUUUUAUGAUGGGCUCAUCAACAAAUGAGAUUACAAUGGUUAUAGUUGGACGCACUGGUAAUGGAAAGAGUGCAACUGGAAAUAGCAUACUUGGAAGGAAUGCAUUUAAAGCAAGGCGCAGUUCUGGUUCAAUUACAAGGCAUACUGAAAUGCAAACAACUCUUCUACAAGAUGGCAAACGUUUGAAUGUUAUUGACACUCCUGGGCUAUUUGAUUUUACACUUGGACCAGACAUUGUUAGCAAAGAGAUUGUAAAGUGUAUUGAUCUUGCCAAAGAUGGGAUCCAUGCAGUUCUUAUGGUUUACUCUAUUCAAACUCGUUUUUCAGUUGAAGAAAAAGUUGCAUUUCAAACCAUUCAAGACCUUUUUGAUCAAAACAUUGUUAAUUACAUGAUCGUUGUUUUUACCGGUGGAGAUAUGCUAGAAAAAGAUGAGGAGACAUUGCAAGAUUACUUGAUUGGAUGCCCUAAGCCUUUACAGGAAAUUAUGGGGUUAUGUAAAAAUCGAGUUGUGGUUUUUGAUAACAAGAGCAAGGACGAGAAUAAACGAAAUAAACAAAUGCAAAAUCUGCUUUUCGUGGUGAACAAUGUCAUUAAGCAGAAUAAUGGACGACCAUAUACCAACGAACAUUUUGUUAAGUUGCAGGAAGAAACUAAGAUGCAAAAUCAGCAAUUGAAAGAAGCUGAGCAAAAAGGAAUAGCUAAGGAAGUGAUGUCAAAGAUGCAAGCCCAACUUAGGAAAGCAUACGAUAACCAACUUGGACAAAUCAUGGAUAUGGUAAAUUCAAAUCUCGAAGAUUCAAUUUCUAGGAUUAAGAAACAAUUGGAAGAACAGAGAGCUGCACUUGCUGAGGAAAUAAAGGCUGCACGAAUGGUGAGGGGAAAAUCAGAGGCUGAAAUUACAAGGCUUGUGCAGGAAUUAGCAGCAGCCAAGACGGAGAUUGAGCAAUUUGAUAAAAAAAUGAAUUCAAGAUGCGGUUUUAGGUUAAAAUAUGGUCCUCUGGAAAUUAAAAUUAAAUUUUAA
This is a messenger RNA of Nelumbo nucifera (sacred lotus), 1035 nucleotides long. Its product is annotated as immune-associated nucleotide-binding protein 9-like. Gene Ontology annotation, molecular function: GTP binding. Lineage: Eukaryota; Viridiplantae; Streptophyta; Magnoliopsida; Proteales; Nelumbonaceae. The record is from RefSeq and is a predicted model, not a curated record.